AUGGCAGGCGGAAACUUUCAAGAAUGGACGGUUGAGGAACCGUAUCUCAACAUCCACUGCAAGCUCGGGGAGGGCCCGUACUAUGAGAAGGCAACCAACACCUUGCGUUGGGUGGACAUCAUCAAUCACCGAGUGCACACAGUGUCUCUUUCCGAGGGACCAGAGUCGGUCAAGACCAUUCAACUGGACACGCCCGUGGGCGUCACGGCGGAUGUUGAGGGCUCCGACCCCCAGGACCAGAUACUUGUCGGCAUCAAGUACGGCCUCGCCCUUCUGGACCGCAAGACUGGCAAAUAUGAGUACAUUGCCAGAUUCUCGUCGGCUGAUGGGCAGGACAAUGAGCGCCUGAGGAGCAACGACGGCGCAGUCGAUCCCCAUGGGCGCUUCUGGCUAGGCAACAUGACUGAUUUCGGGAAGGGCGAAUUCCAGACUGAAGGCAAGUCAUCAUUAUGCCGGCCAAUCCCCUUGAACUUUGAUUAUGCGUUGGGCCCGAGAAACGCGUGCACAGACGGCCCGGCACCCACAACAAAUGACGAAGCCGUGCACGCGGAGACGAAGAAGCCAUCGCAAGCCAAGAAGAUUGUGCCGGAUCUCAUGAUCCCAAACAGCAUCAGCUGGUCUCCCGACAAUAAGACGCUGUACUACACGCACUCCAACGCCGGCAAAGUUCAUGCUUACGACUAUGACACGACCGAUGGCAGCGUGUCAAACCACCGCGUCUUUUAUUCACACGAGGGGUCGGGCGGGCCCGAUGGCCACCGCGUGGACAAGGACGGCAACAUCUGGCAUACGGUGUACGGUGAGAGCCGUGUCGUAAAGAUCUCGCCGGUGGGCAAGGUCAUUGGCCAGAUCAACCUGCCGACCAGGAACAUCACGUGCUGCGAGUUCGUGGGUUCGGUGCUCUACAUCACAACUGCGAAUGACGACGAAGGCGAGGGCAGGAGCAAGGAGCUGGGAGGCGCGCUCUUCAGGGUUGAUGUCGGGACGACGGGACUCGAGCCAUUCAAGUUCAAGUUCAAGCUCGGUGCCUGA
Molecule: messenger RNA, 1032 nt
Organism: Diaporthe citri
Lineage: Eukaryota; Fungi; Ascomycota; Sordariomycetes; Diaporthales; Diaporthaceae
Exons: 2
Coding region: 1-1032 (343 amino acids)
Biological process (GO): L-ascorbic acid biosynthetic process
Molecular function (GO): calcium ion binding; gluconolactonase activity
Source: RefSeq, a predicted model, not a curated record